AUGUAAAUUAGAUAUCCUAUCGAAGUGAUAAAAAAAAAGAUUGCCACGAGAAUAGAAUACAAAAUUAGGUGGAACACGGGAACCGUCACCUAUGAACCAAUGACAGACCUUACACCUGAACUGCUUUAAAUAGUGAAUUAAUGGGAAUUGAAGCAGAAUAAAAAGAAGAAAGGCAAAAUUAUUGUGAAGGGCAAUAAGAAAACAUAAAAAAUUACUCGAUAAUAAUAAAACAAUAUUGUGCAAUUAGAAGAGAUUCCUACUUAAAAUAAAAAGCCAAUACCGCAUAGAGAACGAAUUGUAGAAAAUGGAGUUGUCAAAGAGGCAAGAAAAAUCUCAGGAAAAAUAGAAUUCUAAAUCAUGUUAAAAGAGGAAUAAGAAUUAAGGUGGACCAAUCUAGAAGAAGUUAAAGCUAGAAUUCCUGUUGCCUUAUGUGACUACUUACUCUAAAGAAUAAAGUUUAGCGGAAAAUGA
Messenger RNA from Paramecium octaurelia, 471 nucleotides. NCBI's taxonomy places the organism in Eukaryota, Ciliophora, Oligohymenophorea, Peniculida, Parameciidae. The record is from the annotation of a GenBank genome assembly.